AUGCGUUCUUCACCCCGUGCUCGUGCGUCCCCGUCUGUUUCGGGCUCUUCGCAUAGCUCUCUGAACGACUUGUUCGUUCCCCCCUCGCCUGUGCCCGACCGGUCCCGGAAGAGCGCGCGCCUGGCGUCCCAGGACGCUGGAUCCGUCCGCACCUUCCUCGCGGCCCGUGGCGUCGUGCCAGUGAGACCCCAGUCCAUGGAGCCCUCUCCUGCCUCACUGCUGGUGCUGGAGGAUUGA
Knipowitschia caucasica is the source of this 237-nucleotide messenger RNA. The record is from the annotation of a GenBank genome assembly. Lineage: Eukaryota; Metazoa; Chordata; Actinopteri; Gobiiformes; Gobiidae.